GGCGCUCCAUCCGAAGCGCGUUACUCUCGUUUGCUCUGGGAGGGUGACAUUGGGAGGUUCUGUCUUCUUCCUGUGCACUGACGGGAGGUCACUCUUCGCUUUUGGACAGCUAGGCCUCUCAUCCAGCUCGGCAUGGCUCAGGCGGCUCAGAAACUCGUGAAGGCGGUCACAACUAAAACGCCUGAGCUCAUAAGUGCUGCUGUCAGCUACUCACGGCCACGACUUGCAACUUUCUGGCACUAUGCACGCGUGGAGCUGACUCCUCCAAGUCCUGCAGAGGUUCCAAAAGCCAUUGAGGGCAUAAAAGGAUUGGUAAAGUCAUUCCAGAGGGGUCGCGUAUCUGAACUUACUGUCAGGGACGCUCUUAGAAAUGGUCUGGUUGCAACUGAGGUUCUAUUUUGGUUCUACAUCGGAGAAUGCAUUGGAAAAGGUGGCCUGAUUGGAUACAAUGUCUGAGGCUUUCUUCCACUGUACAGUUUAAAAUCCUUUCAUUCUGACUUUUGUGAAAUCAUAGACUCCGUAAAUUAAAUGGAAUUAAAC
Nanorana parkeri is the source of this 540-nucleotide messenger RNA. RefSeq names its product ATP synthase, H+ transporting, mitochondrial Fo complex subunit G (gene ATP5MG). Lineage: Eukaryota; Metazoa; Chordata; Amphibia; Anura; Dicroglossidae. The record is from RefSeq and is a predicted model, not a curated record. The coding region runs from base 133 to 456 and encodes 107 amino acids. Gene Ontology annotation, biological process: proton motive force-driven ATP synthesis. Gene Ontology annotation, molecular function: proton transmembrane transporter activity. The transcript is spliced from 3 exons.